Molecule: messenger RNA, 1228 nt
Organism: Sinocyclocheilus grahami
Lineage: Eukaryota; Metazoa; Chordata; Actinopteri; Cypriniformes; Cyprinidae
Gene: ccn5
Product: cellular communication network factor 5
Exons: 5
Coding region: 182-1225 (347 amino acids)
Biological process (GO): cell adhesion; positive regulation of cell differentiation; signal transduction
Cellular component (GO): extracellular region; extracellular matrix
Molecular function (GO): integrin binding; heparin binding
Source: RefSeq, a predicted model, not a curated record
AACGGAGAUGUGGAAUUUGAAACAUUUCUGAUCCAGGUCCAGCCACUGUUUACCCUGCAGUCAGGCUAUGACAUCAGAGCAAGGACUUUAUAAAAGUGCAUGUGCACAGAGCCAGGCAGUGAAACAAGAGAAACAGUAACGCAAGUAGAAAAUCUCAUUGUGGUGGAACACAUAGUAGAACAUGAUGGACAAGCUACAGAGAGACAGAAAGAGCCUCAUGGCAUGGACACUGCUGUUUUACCUAGGCUCACAGGUGUGCUGUCAGCAGUGUGGCAGCCCUUGUCAGUGCCAAAGCUCUGUACCAGACUGCCCGGAAGGCGUUCCUCUCAUUCUCGAUGGGUGCCAGUGCUGUCAGGUGUGUGCGCGGCAGCAGGCUGAGGCCUGCAGUGAGCUGUUUCCGUGUGACAGUCAACGCGGCCUGCAAUGUGACUAUAGCGCCAGCUUUCCUGGAGACCCAGGAGAGUGUGUCAGUCAAAAGGAGCUGGGCUGUGAACAUAAUGGAGUCUCUUACCAGGAAGGCCAGGUAUUUCAGCCCUCCUGUGCUCUUCAGUGUAGUUGUUCGGGUGGAGGGGUGACCUGUGUGCCCCGGUGCAGUGAGGAUGUUCUCCUGCCCACCCCAGACUGCCCUCAUCCUCGAAGGGUUCAACAACCAGGAAAAUGCUGUAAAGAGUGGGUGUGUGAAAAUAUGGACAACACAGUGCUUCAGGACGCUCACAUAGCUUCAGGAAGAGACCAGACAUUGCCUGCAGACUCUGCAUACCAAACCAGACCUGGUUCAAACUGCAUAGACCAGAGCUCAGAGUGGAGUGCUUGCUCACACACCUGCGGGCCUGGAAUAUCCACACGGGUGUCCAAUCAAAACCCAGCCUGUCGCCUGGAGAUGCAGAUGCGCUUGUGUAUGAUCCGACCCUGUCAGCCUGUUCUCCAGAGAAACCCACAGUGGUCAAGGAGGAAAUGCCAACCCACCUACAGGUCAGUGACCCCGGUGCGGCUUUUCCACCAGGGCUGCUAUAGUAUGCAGUUCUACAGGCCCCGUUAUUGUGGCUCAUGUAAAGACAACCGUUGUUGCACUCCUUACCACACUGGCACGGCACUGGUCACUUUCCGCUGCCCUGGAGGAAGACUGCUCAAUCAUGCUGUCAUGACCAUCAACUCCUGCAUCUGCCAUUACAACUGCCCCUAUUCAUCUGGAGGGGCAUAUAGAGGGACUCCCUUCUGGGGUUAGACA